UGUUAGAAGCGUAGGAGAGAAGAGAAACUUUCUCCUCAGACUCCUCCUUUCCCUCCCACCAGUUAACGUUACUAAAUCCUCUCCAGUGUUCCACAAACACUCUUCUCACCAGAGCUCUGCAGAGAGUCUUCUAUUCUUUCCUCUGCUAACCGGGAACAAUGGAAACCAGCAAUUACAACCAAGAAUUCACCUCUCCACCGAAGUACAGCGAGCGUGGCUAUGAGCCGCUGAAAGAAGACAUGGAGAUUCAUAGUCAACCGAUCCAGCACAUCCAAUCGACUGUGGUGACAAUAAUGCCAGAGGAGCCCCCAAUCCGAGAUCACAUAAUCUGGUCGCUCUUCAAUGCCAUGUACUUGAACUUCUGCUGCCUCGGGUUCUUCGCCCUCAUAUUUUCUGUCAAGUCCCGGGACAGAAAGCUGCUGAGAGAUGUGAAUGGCGCAACCAGCUAUAGUUCCACAGCCCGUUCCUUAAACAUCGCUGCCACCGUUCUCUCCAUUCUGUUUUCAAUUGUCUUGCUAAUUAUAAUGAUAGUUGUACGAGUGAACGCUCCAGGCCCUGGCUUUGGCCCUGAAAAUACAGAUCUAAGCUACAUGAAUGAUUACGGACGUGGAAAGUGAUGGCCGAUCAACGACAGCAAUGCCUGAGUGUCUUUAUGACCCUUUUUCCUUUCAAUCGUAACUCCUAUUUUUUUAAAUCUCUAAAUGUUGGACUAAAAUGUUAUUACACUGGUUGCCACGCUCCUAAUCUGUAAAUGGGUGUAAUGGUAGCCUGGCAUUCAAGCUUCAAGGUAGCUGUGGGAGUCUCAAUUCAUUUCUAUGGCUGAAUGGAGAAAUCGUUCAAGCGUGUUAGGGAUUAAUGUAAGGAUGGGUUUGGGUGGUUAGAUGUGCAGUGAAUGAUGCCAUCUGUAUGAGGACUGUCACAGCUCCUUUGAAGCUGGUUUAACUGAGGUGAAGGGUCUCAGCAUUGUCCUUCAGCUAGAGACGCAACUCCCUGCCUCAUUAGACUAGACAGCAUUGCCAUAAGCAUCUACCUACAUAGAUCAGAGAUGGGUAAUGGACUUGUAUGGAUUUAUCACCUAUUUAGUACAGAAGUCCUGAAAGCACUUAAUGGGCACCUUCACACCAGCAAAACACGCCACUUACGGUACCCAGCCCAUUCAAGUCAAUCUAACCUAGUGUACUACACUGCUUUAAAGUGAGCUACCACAAGAUGUCCACUAUUA
Messenger RNA from Rana temporaria (common frog), 1222 nucleotides. Its product is annotated as interferon-induced transmembrane protein 3-like. The record is from RefSeq and is a predicted model, not a curated record. Bases 159 to 617 code for a protein of 152 amino acids. Gene Ontology annotation, cellular component: plasma membrane. The transcript has 2 exons. Lineage: Eukaryota; Metazoa; Chordata; Amphibia; Anura; Ranidae.